Eurypyga helias (sunbittern) is the source of this 323-nucleotide messenger RNA. Its product is annotated as syntaxin-8-like. The record is from RefSeq and is a predicted model, not a curated record. The transcript is spliced from 3 exons. NCBI's taxonomy places the organism in Eukaryota, Metazoa, Chordata, Aves, Eurypygiformes, Eurypygidae. The annotation marks the transcript as partial.
CCACCUCUCGUUCGCAGGCUCUCGCUGUACGAUGCCUCUUGCCAGAUCGCCCAGGAGAUCGCUGAGAAAAUCCAGGAGCGUAACCGCUACCAAAGGAACGGGGAGAGUUCAGCCAAGCUCAAUGUGGUUAUCAGAUCGUCGUUGCAGAAUCUCCGAGAGAAGAUCGAUCAGCUGAAGGACUUGCUGCUUCGGGCUGUAUCAACACACCAAGUCACACAGCUGGAGGGAGACAGGAGGCAGAAUUUGGUGGAUGAUCUUCUCACACGGCAGAAACAACUUCAGGCAUCUUACAAGAAUGAAGGCCCAGAACCAGACAUGAUAAG